CGUGAGAAUGUGGUGAGAGGGAUUGUGAGAGUGUUGCACGGAAAGUCGGUGGUUGUGAAAAUCAGACUGCAGACUGUUUGGUCAGUCGUAGCGCAAACUCUUAAAGUUGAAGCGCUUUCGGUCCGUGAAGCCCGUCAUCUGCGGACACGCAUGCUUUUAUUUUUCAAGAUUUGAUGAGUACAUUUUUAAAAAACUAAAUAUAUUUGGAUGAUAGAGGUUUACAAAAUGACUUUUAAAAAAUACAAACAGAAAUUAAGACUUAAAAUAUCAACCCACCUGACUUGGAUCUCAUGUGAAGUAUCUUUUCCCAAUCACCUAUUGAAAAAAAAACCCACAAUGUGUCACGGUUGCUGAUUUAAUUUGCACCCUCUUGAGGAGAAGGAAUGCCCUUCCAAAAGUUCAAAUCAAAAUUCAAAUCUGGAGUUCAAUCGGGACUCAUUAGCAUAAUGAAAAUGUGGUGAUUUCAAUAUUUGAAACAAUUUGUGGACCAUAAAUUAAGUCUUUGUUGUGCAGUAGUGAUGAGGGGGAAAAAAAGGUGUCACCUCACCCUCUAGCAACACCUCCGAUUAAUUUCCUGUCUAGAGGGGGAGGCUUGAUGACUAAGGGGGGUCGAAAUGAGUUUAGUCAGUCAGUGUUCCACCUGCACGUCAAUCGCGAUGUAUCCUUACCACGCUGUAUUUGUUCUCCAGCUCUUUUUCUGCUUUACAGAGGCAACAGGCAGCAGCAUCGUGGGCGGAAAGGUGUCCGAGCCUCAUUCAAAAGCUUACAUGGCAUCGCUGCAGGUCCACGGAUCUCACAAUUGUGGUGGGGUACUAAUCCGUAAAGACUUUGUUCUGACUGCGGCCCAUUGCAAAUCUGAGAAAAUGACCGUCAUACUCGGAGCACACAACAUAAGCAAGCGUGAGAAAAGCCAACAACGGAUCAAGGUGGCCAAAUUUCAUCCUCAUCCACAAUACAAAGAGAAAAACUUCAGCAAUGACAUUAUGCUACUUAAGUUGCAACAUAAUGCCCAACUGAACAAGUACGUCAAAGUAUUAGAACUGCCCAAGAAGAAGAAGAAUUUGCCGGCCAAUACGACAUGUACUAUUGCUGGCUGGGGCCAAACUGUAAGCGGAGGUAAAAUGGGACUCGUGUCAGAUGUACUGAAGGAGACCACCGAGAAGACACAAUUCAACUUUGAGUGCAAACAUAUUUGGAAGGACUACUUUCAGACGGAAGUCAUGAUCUGCACCAAGCAUGAUCAGAAGGGCGGCUUUUGUUGGGGGGAUUCUGGAGGACCCCUAAUCUGCAAGAAAAAGCUUGAAGGAAUAGUAGCCUACGCUUACGAGCACAAUUGCACUAAUCCCAAGUAUCCGCAUGUCUUUACCAAAGUACACUCCUUCCUUCCUUGGAUUGAGAAAGUGAUGCAGGGGAAAACUACAGCAUGAGCCCGCUGUGUAUUCAGUCAAAUAUUGUUACUUGUUAUAUGGUUACUAGAUGGCAUGUUGACAUCGCUCUUAGUUCUUAGAAAAUAUGCCCAGCAGGUCAAAGAUCAUCCAUAACUUGUUUAUUUGUAUAAUCUAUAGUCGUCAAUCCUGCAAAAAGACAACAGGGCAUGUCUUGAUUGUGCUUUACUUAUAUUUGUCAUCUGUUAUUCUUACUUUUCAAUCUGACAUGAUUUUAAAUCAUUGAAAUAGAUAUGCAUUUUAAAGAUAAUUCUCCAUCCCUUUUAAAUGAAUCGACCUCAACAUAAUUCAGUGCUUCUCAAUUAUUUUCUGUUACGCCCCCCCCCUAGCAAGAAGAAAACUAUUCGCGCCCCCCCUCCCCACCGUGACUAUCCUAACUUGUCUUGUAAGUCGUAAAAUGUUGCACUGUCGCAAACGUGACAGAAGUAACAAUGAGAGCGCCACUGCCCCCUGCUGUAGUAAACGCGCACUUACACUUUAUUCUAGUACUGCCCAAAAAAAAGCCUGUUCCCCAGGGUCACACGCGCCCCCCCAGGAAUAGGGGCGCGCCCCACUAUUUGAGAAGCACUGACAUAAUUGUAUAUACGUAGGUAGUAUGGGCUUUGAGUUUGUCAAUAUAGUUUGAGCACACCUUUUCAGAAAGAUGAUUUUAGCAUGAGGCAGCUAUUACUAAAACAAAACAGGGCACAUUUGAUUGGUUUACACAGGAUUUAUUUAAAAGAUGAUUGGUUACAGUGAAAGUAUGUAAAUUACAAGUGUGGUGAGAGGGAUUGUAAGAGUGUUGUGCAGAAAGUCGGUGGUUGUGAAAAUCAGACUGCAGACUAUGUGGUCAGUCGUAGUGCAAACUCUUGAAGUUGAAGCGCUUUCGGUCCGUGAAGCCCGUCAUCUGCAGACACGCGUGCUUUUAUUUUUCAAGACUUUAUGAGUAUAUUUUUAAAAAGCUAAAUAUAUUUGGAUGAUAGAGGUUUACAAAAGGACUUUUAAAAAAUACAAACAGAAACAAAGACUUAAAAACAACAACCCACCUGACUUGGAUCUCUUGUGAAGUAUCUUUUCUCAA
This is a messenger RNA of Syngnathus typhle (broad-nosed pipefish), 2505 nucleotides long. Its product is annotated as granzyme B-like. Gene Ontology annotation, biological process: proteolysis. The record is from RefSeq and is a predicted model, not a curated record. Gene Ontology annotation, molecular function: serine-type endopeptidase activity. NCBI's taxonomy places the organism in Eukaryota, Metazoa, Chordata, Actinopteri, Syngnathiformes, Syngnathidae. The transcript has 5 exons. The coding region runs from base 615 to 1427 and encodes 270 amino acids.